AACAGCCAUGGCGGACAGCAUCAGCAGCCAUGACCGGCGAGGAGUCAGCAGCGGUCGCCGGCGAAAACUCCUGCGUCCGGCCAGCAGCUGCAAAAAGAGGCGAACGACCACCUCUCUCUCCUCGUCGCCUCCCUCUCGUUGCUCUCGCCAAUGGCGAGCAACCAGACCCACCAGCGUGCUGCAAACAACAGUCGCCGGACGAGCAACGAGCGGCGUCAACCAUCAGCCCACAGUCACCGGCAGCAUGUCUCCCUCCACUUCACUCCUCUUCCUUCACCCGUCUCCCCUCUCCCGUCAUUCCCCUCCUCCCGCUUCUCCUCUCCCUCUCGCUCUUUCUCUCCUCCCCGUUUUCCCCUUCUUCUUCUCCUUUUCUUUUCCUCUUCUUUUGCAGAGACAGGUAGCAUCUCCGACCAGCAACGUCUCGAGGAGACAGCAGCAGCAGCGUCUCGAGGAGACAGCAGCAUCGACUCCGGCGAGCCUUUCCUCUUUCUUUGUUCCCAGCCAACAAGUUCGGCUAAUGAGCGACGUAGAUUCUAUACAUAUCUCAAUAUUGCGGCUGAUUUUAAGAUGAAUUUCAACAAAUCCG
Messenger RNA from Solanum lycopersicum (tomato), 586 nucleotides. The record is from RefSeq and is a predicted model, not a curated record. Lineage: Eukaryota; Viridiplantae; Streptophyta; Magnoliopsida; Solanales; Solanaceae.